AUGGGCAUGCCAAAGGACAGGCUAGCCAGCUUUGGAUUGUUCUUGACUCCACUCCAAAUCAUGCUCCCUUGGAUGAUAGGAAAGUGGACAGCUGGACCUAGGCCACUUAAUAUUUUUCUGCUGGCAUAUCCAUACAGGUUAUUUGUUGGAGGCAUAUUCGCUGCGCUUGUGUACUUUACGCCCUCGUUUAAGCUCGAUACGGGUAAAUUCAGUAACAGCGUUUAUGUAGUGUGGAUUAUUGGAUAUGUCUUCCAUCAGAUAGCGACGUAUUGCAUGUUUGUGUCAAUGAUGGCGUUCAACGCACAAGUUUCUGAUCCACGGAUUGGCGGCACAUAUAUGACAUUGUUAAACACUCUCAACAAUCUUGGUGGAAACUGGCCUGUGACGUUAAUCCUAUCUGUGACAGAUUGGUUCACUUGGAAAGAAUGCGUCGUGAAGGGUACUAAACAGUGA
This is a messenger RNA of Strongylus vulgaris, 453 nucleotides long. NCBI's taxonomy places the organism in Eukaryota, Metazoa, Nematoda, Chromadorea, Rhabditida, Strongylidae. The record is from the annotation of a GenBank genome assembly.